Messenger RNA from Zygotorulaspora mrakii, 786 nucleotides. It is a transcript of the gene CSI1, whose product is annotated as Csi1p. NCBI's taxonomy places the organism in Eukaryota, Fungi, Ascomycota, Saccharomycetes, Saccharomycetales, Saccharomycetaceae. The transcript has a single exon. The record is from RefSeq and is a predicted model, not a curated record. Bases 1 to 786 code for a protein of 261 amino acids.
AUGCUGAAUUUCCUAACAGUGAGCAUCAAGGUCCAUAAAUUAGUUCUGUUAGAAGCAAACUAUCAUUACGAAUUAUUAAGCCGUGAUGACAAUAUAAGACAUGCACAAUGUAUGUUGCUCUUCAAGGGUAAAACCGAUGAAAAAACAGUUCUACUGAUGAAGUCGGUACUUGUUCCAACAAAUCUGGAUUGUGAAGACUCGAAUAAUCCACGCCUUCAGUACGAUGCUGAACAGCUCGAUAGACGAAUUUCUCUCAUUUGUGAAACAAAUCCCGAGCUAAUUCCAUAUGGAAUCAUGGUUUUAAAUGAGGAUCUAUUUGAUUACGCUAAUGUCAUAAAGAAACUACAUCGAGAUUACCAUAUUCAAGUUCUGCUUUAUUAUCAACCUCAAAGUGAUAUGAACAAAAGGUUAAACUUAAAAGUCUAUUCGAUAAUAGAGAAAAAUAAGAAGUUAUGCUUUGAGAGGGCAGACUACCAAUUAGAGAAUACGGAGAUUCAAAUAGACGACGGAACAAGCUCGAUAAGACAGGACUCUUCGGAGGAAGGAGGAAGAAUUGGAGAAGAGACACGGUUUGUACAGAGAUUGAUAGAAGAAAUCAAUAGAAUGAUUAAUUACUUGGAGGGACCCGAUAAUGCCAACCCGGAAGUUAUACGACAUAUAUCUCUAUUAGUAUCACAAUUACGAAAAGGCGCUACCGAAGAUAUUGAAGGUGAAACUAUGGACAAGGAAUGCGAAAUAAAUGCCUUAAAUAUAAUGUCUGAGCAAUGGGAAAUGAGCUCAUUGUAG